AUGAGUGGAAUCAAAGUCCAGGUCUUACCAAACAACAGCGAAGUGACAAAUAUGAUGGUAAAAGGUAUGCAGGGAUUAAAUAGAUCCAUAAGAGCAAGCAUCAAUACAAGAGAAAAAUGUUUCACUGAUUACAUUGAUAGAUGUGCAAAAAUGAUUCGCAGUUGCCCAGAAAUAUUAGAUGUCAAGAAUAAGAGCCAAAAGGUUAUGAUGGCAAGAGAAAUUAUCAGCGAUAUGCUCAGCCACAUCUAUGAAAAUAAAGGAUACGACUCAUACGGUAAAUCACUUAAAAGCAGUACAUAUCUCUUUUCUGCUUAUUCGCAUCCAGAUUUGGAAAGUCUUAAUCGAUACAUUCGGCUGCCAUCCGAUGAAACAUUAAAGCAAAGCUUUCAAGAACAAAUAAACAAGCAUACUAAUGAUAUAAAGGCGCACAAAAUCAUUCCAGGCUUAGAUGAUUUAUAUUGUUCGAUUAUUUAG
This is a messenger RNA of Trichomonas vaginalis G3, 474 nucleotides long. RefSeq lists its product as uncharacterized. NCBI's taxonomy places the organism in Eukaryota, Parabasalia, Trichomonadida, Trichomonadidae. Bases 1 to 474 code for a protein of 157 amino acids. The record is from RefSeq and is a predicted model, not a curated record. The transcript has a single exon.